Penaeus monodon (black tiger shrimp) is the source of this 495-nucleotide messenger RNA. It is a transcript of the gene RpL35A, whose product is annotated as 60S ribosomal protein L35a-like. NCBI's taxonomy places the organism in Eukaryota, Metazoa, Arthropoda, Malacostraca, Decapoda, Penaeidae. The transcript has 5 exons. Gene Ontology annotation, molecular function: structural constituent of ribosome. Gene Ontology annotation, cellular component: ribosome; cytosolic large ribosomal subunit. The record is from RefSeq and is a predicted model, not a curated record. Bases 123 to 473 code for a protein of 116 amino acids. Gene Ontology annotation, biological process: cytoplasmic translation; ribosomal large subunit biogenesis.
AAUAAAUGUACAUAACUAAAAGUCGUCAGCUAUAAUAUGAAAUAGAUAAUCACAUUCGCAAAGUGACGUACCGCUUCUCCCGCAUUGAACCGUCCUUUUCGUAAACAUUGUGUCCAAGAACAAUGGUGAAGAAAGGUACCGGACCCGGAAGGCUUUAUGCCAGGGCUGUGUUCACUGGCUACAAGCGUGGUCAGCGCAACCAGUAUGAGAACACUGCUCUCCUGAAGAUUGAGGGCUGCAAGAACAAGGACGAUGGCAAGUUCUACGUUGGCAAGCGCGCAGUAUACGUCUACAAGUGCAAGAAUAAGACCUCUGUCCCCACUGGUGGCAAGAGCAGACUGCGUGUCCUCUGGGGCAAGGUGACCCGCAUUCACGGUAACUCUGGCUGCGUACGUGCGAAGUUCUCUAGCAACCUUCCAGCUACUGCCAUGGGCAAGAGGAUCAGAGUUAUGUUGUACCCAUCCAGAAUUUAAACAACAAAUGAGAAAAUAAAGU